Molecule: messenger RNA, 1565 nt
Organism: Castor canadensis (American beaver)
Lineage: Eukaryota; Metazoa; Chordata; Mammalia; Rodentia; Castoridae
Source: RefSeq, a predicted model, not a curated record
CACUCCUCUAUGCCACCAUCUUUGGGAAUGUGACGACCAUUUUCCAACAGAUGUACGCCAACACCAACAGGUAUCAUGAGAUGCUCAACAGUGUUCGGGACUUCCUGAAGCUCUACCAGGUGCCCAAAGGACUGAGUGAGCGAGUCAUGGACUAUAUUGUGUCCACCUGGUCCAUGUCCAGAGGCAUCGACACAGAGAAGGUGCUGCAGAUCUGCCCCAAGGACAUGAGGGCUGACAUCUGCGUGCACCUGAACCGCAAGGUGUUUAAGGAGCACCCCGCCUUCCGGCUGGCCAGCGAUGGCUGCCUGCGGGCCCUAGCCAUGGAGUUCCAGACUGUGCACUGCGCCCCGGGGGACCUCAUCUACCACGCAGGCGAGAGUGUCGACAGCCUCUGCUUUGUGGUGUCUGGUUCCCUAGAGGUGAUCCAGGAUGACGAGGUGGUGGCCAUCCUAGGGAAAGGAGACGUGUUUGGAGAUGUAUUCUGGAAGGAAGCCACCCUUGCCCAGUCCUGUGCUAAUGUUAGGGCCCUGACCUACUGUGACCUGCAUGUGAUCAAGAGGGACGCCCUGCAGAAAGUGCUGGAAUUCUACACGGCCUUCUCCCACUCCUUCUCCCGGAACCUGAUUCUCACCUACAACCUGAGGAAGAGGAUUGUGUUCCGGAAGAUCAGCGACGUGAAACGAGAAGAGGAAGAGCGCAUGAAAAGGAAGAAUGAGGCCCCCCUGAUCUUGCCUCCUGAUCACCCUGUCCGGAGACUCUUCCAGAGGUUCCGACAGCAGAAAGAGGCCAGGUUGGCAGCAGAGAGAGGGGGCCGGGACCUGGAUGACCUGGAUGUGGAGAAGGGUAACGCCCUCACAGAGCGUGCCUCAGCCAACCACAGUCUUGUGAAGGCCAGUGUGGUCACCGUCCGUGAGAGCCCUGCUACCCCUGUGUCCUUCCAGGCAGCCUCCACCUCCAGAGUGUCAGACCAUGCCAAGUUGCAUGCACCAGGGUCUGAGUGCCUGGGCCCCAGGGGCAGUAGCGGUGACUGUGUCAAGCACAAAGGCUGGGCCCGCUUCAAAGAUUCUUGUGGGAAGGGCGAGGACUGGAACAAGGUGUCCAAGGCUGAGUCAAUGGAGACACUCCCUGAGAGGACAAAGGCAUCAGGUGAGGCCACACUGAAGAAGACAGACUCGUGUGACAGCGGCAUCACCAAGAGUGACCUGCGUCUGGACAACGCAGGUGAGGCCAGGAGUCCUCAGGACCGGAGCCCCAUCUUGGCAGAGGUCAAGCAUUCCUUCUACCCCAUCCCUGAGCAGACGCUGCAGGCCACAGUCCUGGAGGUGAAGCAUGAGCUGAAGGAAGACAUCAAGGCCUUGAACACCAAAAUGACCAAUAUUGAGAAACAGCUCUCUGAGCUACUCAGGAUAUUAACUUCCAGAAGAUUCUCACAGUCUCCUCAAGAGCUGUUUGAAAUAUCAAGGCCCCAGUCCCCAGAAUCAGAGAGAGACAUUUUUGGAGCCAGCUGAGAGGUUUGUUUUAAAAUAAACAAACGAAAGUCAAAGACAAAAGCCUGCACCCCUGCC